CGUCCUGUUCUCUAAUGGGCAUUUAAAUCGAAUUUCUACUACUGUGGACUCUAAAAAUAACUGCAUAUAAAUACAAAAUGAAGGACGCGAUUGUAAGAUGGAUACAAAUAUUGGUUGUAUUUAUUGUGUUUAUGUUUAUAUUACAAACAUACAUUGUAAACAAACUUUAUAGGAAAAAUUUGAUGAUUGCUAUGAUUCAAACGAACUCUUCAAUAGAUAAAAUAACAAUGUUGAUGAGAUCUAAUACUUCUGGUGAUGAGAUAGAAAUCAUCAUGAAAAAUAAGUCUGUACUAGAUGCAAAAGUUCUGACGCACACGAGAAUGAGAAACCAAACUGAGUCUAAUGUGAAAGAAUCUAUAUUGCCACGAAAGGAAACUAUUGUGCGAAAAGGCUCUUCAUUGACGAACAAGGGAAACGUGACUCAAAUGGACAAUAAUCAGACUGUGACGUCCAAAAGAUAUAAUACCCGGAAAAACAUUACGAUGACAUUUAAUGGAACAACAGUUCGAAAGCCUAUUUGUUCUCGUAGUAUCAGUAAACAACCAGGCCGAAUCAGAUUAACACUUACACCAGAAAAGAACCACAUUAAAGAAGACACUGAUUGGCUCAAAAAUGAAUUAUCAAAAGGAGGCAUAUAUCAGCCACCAAGUUGUAAAUCUAAAGAGAGAGUCGCAAUUAUUAUACCAUUCCGUGAUAGAGAAGAACAUCUUAAAAUAUUCCUACGCCAUAUGCACCCCUUUUUACAACGACAGAAGCUCGAGUAUGGAAUUUAUGUUAUUGAAUUGGACAAAAAUAUAACAUUUAAUCGAGCGAUACUUAUGAACAUUGGAUUUGUAGAAGCGAUGAAACUUCACAGUUAUACAUGUUUUGUGUUUCACGAUGUCGAUCUUUUGCCGGAAGAUGAUAGAAUUCCGUAUUCUUGCGCAGACAACCCACAACAUCUCUCUGUUGCCGUGGAUACGCUCAACUACACAUUACCGACAGUAAAACAGUUUGGUGGAGUAAGCGCUGUACGAACGGAGCAGUUUCUUAAAGUAAAUGGCAUGUCUAACAUGUUCUUUGGUUGGGGCGGAGAAGAUGAUGAUCUCAGUGAAAGAGUGAGAACAAGCAAAUACAAUAUUUCACGACCCUCGGGGGAUAUUGCCAGGUACACAAUGAUUGGUCAUGUUAAAGACCAUGACAGAAACCCAUUUAGGCGGUGUUUGUUGAAAUCAGUAAAAGAACGAAUGGAUAAGGACGGACUUGUGAACUUAAAAUAUGACCUUGUGAAGCUCGAACUUAGACCACUGUAUACGUGGAUGCUAGUGCGUGUAAACAAAGUGCAACAACUGAGAUCUGAUAGUUACUUGUUUCAAUUCUAUAAAGACUGCGUAAAAGAAGUUCAGAACAACAGUGCUUUUUUACGUCAACUUGUACUUCCAUUAGUGAUAGUUAGUCUUUUGUGCUAUAUUGUUUCAAAAUCGUGAUGCAAAGCUUUGGAAAGUUUUACAUUUACUUUGACAGAACUUCAUUUAUACAUAUGCACUCAGCAAUACAUAUGUAUAAUCAACCCUAGUCAUCAUUAUAUUAUCGUUAUUUUGCUUUAGUGUUUGUUGACAUUACCUUAUGCUGUGUCUGUAAAACUUUCAACUGUUGACGCAUGCAUACAAAAAAAAAGAAAAGAAAAAGAAACAAUAGUGAUAAUGAAAAAAAAAAGUUCCUAGGUGUCUUAUUUUCAUAAUUGUUUCCCUUGCGUGUCCUUUUUAAGCAGAGUAAGCAAAUAAUUGAUGUAAAAAAGUUGACUUAAUCUGAAAUUUUAAUCAUUUAAGUAUCUAAUAGUUUUAACAAAUUUAUUUCUUUUAGUUUAUUUAUUUUAUAAUAAUAACAUUGAUGGCUAGAUAAAGAAGUUUAAAAUCACACGAUGCAUCAGAAAUGGAUAAUUUUCAUUUCUAUAGAAAGAGCAAACAUGUAUUUUAUUAUGUUAUAAUAAUGUUUGUAGAAUGUUUAAGAUGCUUGUCACCUUAAAGGGAUAUUCAGGCAAAAUAAUGACAAAAUAUUAAAAUGAUAUUAUGUACUCAAAUCACGCUAAAAUGACAUUUCUUGAAGUUUCAGCACGAAUUUCUGUUUAAAUUCUAUCUAUUUUGGGUUUCAGGCCUAAAUAUCUCUAUAUACAAUGUAGGUUAAACAAAAUUAAGACGCGAAUAGAAUCACCAAAUAAUUUUAAAACAAGUCACAUGACUUGAACAAACCCUUGAAGUUACAAUAACAGAUAUUAUGGAUAUUGUAUGAUUGAAACAAGUCUAAGUCAUUCAUUUGACGUGUUCUUUAAUGUUUCCAGAGUUCCCUUUGACAACUUUUGUGAAAUCCUAGCGCUCUAACCUGACCCACGCGGGUCAAGUUAGGAAACCACCAUUUUAUUCUUUAUAUAGAGAAAAGUUUUGUUCCUUUGACUGUCUAAUAUAUUGUUUUUGAGGGCAAUUACAGAAUAAUGAAUAAAAAAAUCAAAACGAAGAAAUGACAAUUUUGCCUGUGUCU
Messenger RNA from Ruditapes philippinarum (Manila clam), 2514 nucleotides. Its product is annotated as beta-1,4-galactosyltransferase 4-like. Gene Ontology annotation, molecular function: N-acetyl-beta-glucosaminyl-derivative 4-beta-N-acetylgalactosaminyltransferase activity. The transcript is spliced from 6 exons. NCBI's taxonomy places the organism in Eukaryota, Metazoa, Mollusca, Bivalvia, Venerida, Veneridae. Gene Ontology annotation, biological process: carbohydrate metabolic process; glycosphingolipid biosynthetic process. Bases 78 to 1466 code for a protein of 462 amino acids. The record is from RefSeq and is a predicted model, not a curated record.